Molecule: messenger RNA, 1303 nt
Organism: Gossypium arboreum
Lineage: Eukaryota; Viridiplantae; Streptophyta; Magnoliopsida; Malvales; Malvaceae
Product: guanosine deaminase-like
Exons: 5
Coding region: 637-1197 (186 amino acids)
Biological process (GO): tRNA wobble adenosine to inosine editing; purine nucleoside catabolic process
Molecular function (GO): tRNA-specific adenosine deaminase activity; zinc ion binding; guanosine deaminase activity
Source: RefSeq, a predicted model, not a curated record
CAGACGCCAACGAACCGGGUUGACUGUUAUCUCUCUCUAACCAAACAUCCCACCAUCCUCUUCCUCUUCACCGAGUCCAACUAAAACGAUUUCCUAAUCACCGAUUCGUCGUGAACCUCUCAUGGCUUCGGAGCAGUGCGGCGCCGUUUUCGAGGUAUCUCAGGACGACGACUAGGAACCUUCUUCCUCCGAUAACGAGAUCGAUGAAACGACGACGUCCUUAACGAUAACGAAGACGUUUUGAACGAUGAAGACGUCGAGUUAUUGUUAGAGGAAGAAGAUGACAUAAAUUCCCCUUCUUUACUCCCUUAACCUAUCCCUUCCAAGUAUCCUUCGCCUCAGUCCCUUUCGUACAACUUGAAUGUUGCAUGUGUUUUUUCAACAACUUUAAUUUUCCUUUUCCUGUUCCUUUGUAACUCUUUAUUUUUUAUUUUCUCCACCACGAGUCUUAUUUAAUAUUUAAUAAUGUAUAUUACAUAUAAUUAUUCAUUCCUAUAUGAUUACGUGAAGAACCUCUCCUAUCUUUCUCUCUGUCACAUUUUAUCUUCUUCUCUUUUUCCCAUUUUCUGUUGACUACCCCCAUUUGCCUUUCAUCAAUCCUGUUUUUCAAUUUUCUUCUCUUUUUUUUCUUUUAUCAUGGAAGAGGCAAAGGUGUUGGAAGCUAAAGAAGGAACCAUUUCCGUUGCCUCUGCUUCUCCUGGUCAUCAAGAAGCUGUACAGGAUAGAGAUAACAAAUUCUUAACACAAGCAAUUGGAGAAGCAUAUAAAGGGGUUGAAUGUAAAGAUGGAAGGCCGUUUGGUGCAGUUGUCGUUCGCGAUGACGAAGUCAUUGUAAGUUGCCACAACAUGGUUUUGAGAAACACUGACCCUACUGCACAUGCAGAGGUUACUGCUAUUAGAGAGACAUGCAAGAAACUGAAUCGGAUUGAGCUCUCAGACUGUGAAAUGUAUGCUUCAUGCGAGCCUUGCCCAAUGUGCUUCGGUGCUAUCCAUCUGUCAAGAAUCAAGAAGCUGGUUUAUGGAGCGAAAGCAGAGGCAGCGGUAGCAAUAGGAUUUGAUAGUUUCAUUGCGGAUGCAUUGAGAGGUACUGGGUUUUACCAGAACGCUAACCUGGAGAUCAAGCAAGCCGAUGGAACAGUUGCUGUCAUUGCAGAACAAGUAUUUGAGAAGACCAAGGAAAAGUUCACCUUGUAUUAAUUUCUCUUUCAUUACUAGAAACACAGUUUGAAGUUUAUGUUAAGACUGCCCCCUCUUUGAAGUUAUCAAUAAGUAACGCACUGUUUGAUUUCAGAAAAUGAAGAAA